This is a messenger RNA of Notodromas monacha, 918 nucleotides long. Lineage: Eukaryota; Metazoa; Arthropoda; Ostracoda; Podocopida; Cyprididae. The record is from the annotation of a GenBank genome assembly.
AUGCAUCAGGUCCAAGUGAACGCCGUCCGUGAUCGUGACUUUGCUAGACCUCGUAAAAUCAUGGGUUGGGGAUUCGUCACAUGUGGUCCAAAUGAAGCGUUAGUCAUUUCAGGAUGCUGUUAUGCGAGACCACAUCUGGUUCCUGGAGGACGUGCGUUCGUCUGGCCUGUCAUUCAGCAAUUCCAGAAAGUUUCUCUACAACUGAUGACGGUACAGAUUCUAAGCAAGAAAGUCGUGACUAAGUUGGGCGUCCCGAUUUCCGUCGUGGGUACCGCUCAGAAAGCAGAAGCCGAAAUGUCAUAUGAUCUUCAAGCGGCCAAAACUCGCCAGCGCAUCAAAGACGAGGAAAUGCAAGUGAAAGUCAUUGAACGCAUGCAAGACAUCAACGUCCAAGAGCAAGAAAUCCAACGGAAGCUGAAAGAAUUGGAGGCGACCAUUAAGCGUCCCGCCGAGGCGGAAAAAUACCGGUUGGAGAAGAUCGCCGAGGCCAAUCAAAAACGUUGCGUCCUCGAAGCAGAGGCGAAAGCCGAAGCCAUCAGACUCAAAGGAGAUGCCGAGGCCUUUGCCAUCGAAGCCCGGGCCAAAGCAGAAGCCGAGCAGAUGGCGAAAAAGGCGGAUGCCUGGAAGGAGUACAAGGAAGCCGCCAUGGUGGAGAUGAUGUUGGAAACGCUGCCGAAAGUAGCGGCGGAAAUUGCGGCGCCGUUGGCGCAGACGAAGAAGCUCACGAUGGUGUCUAGCGGCGGCGGGGAAGUCGGGGCGGCAAAGAUCACCGGCGAGGUCAUUGAGAUCAUGUCUCGACUGCCGAUUUUGGUGAAGCAAAUGACCGGCGUGGACAUGAACAAGUUCACGAGGAAGAGCAAAGUGGACCAGCAUAUAGUUCCCAGUGCUGUCAAUCCUGCUAGCAAGAAUAAGCAUUGA